UUGAGGAGCGGUGUGAAUUAGAAGAAGCUGAGAAUGACAGUAGAUUAAAAGCCCAGACAUUGGAGAUGCAGUACGCUGGGGCUUUGGAACGAAGUCAAAUUAUCAAGGAUGAAUUGAUUCAUGAGAGGCAGAGUAGUGAGGAUCUGAGGAUGCAGUUGGAGGAUGCCCUCUCCAGGGAGGAGAGGAACAUGGAGGAUAUGGAGGCCAUUCAGAUGCAUCUCCAGGAGCAAGAGCAGCUAAUCAGGGAGCUGGAGGAAAGAGAAGCUAUUUAUGCUGAACAACUCAGGAUGUUAGAUAUGGGUUUAAAAAUCUCUAGUUGGUGGAGGGCCUGGUCUUGGAUUCUUCUUCAACAGUCAGAAAAUGAUACCACUGAACAACAAAAUAUUGACGAAGAACAGGUUCACCGAGACCUUCUGAGCAGUGAACAAGUUCAGCAAAAGAAUAAACUAUCUCCUGAUGAAGAUCAAGAACAAGAACAUGUUCUGCUUCCGCUGGAAUAUGAGAAUAAUUUAGCGAUGAAUUUCAAAUUGAGGGAGGAUGAAUUGUACAGACAGCUUGAGAAUAUAGAACUAGAGUUUGAAUCCUUCCUUGACGAGCUUGUAACAAUUCUCUUCGGACAUGUUCAAGUUAACAACAAGAGAGAGGAGGUAGUCUACAGAGUCCGAGCUCUGCUAGAGGCUGAAACAAAUCUACGAAAACAGAUUUCCGACUUGGAGAAGAAGGAAUCUGUGUACAGCAAAACAAUUCAGGAUGCUGAUACAAUCAUGGCCAGGGUGGAAUUUAAUUAUCAGGAGCAAAUACGGGGAUUGGAGCAGGAGAAACAUGAACUCAAGGGUGCGCUAUGGUCAAUCGAGCAGAAGAAGAAGAACAAGAAUUUGGAAGAAGCUGAGAAUAAGGACGAGAUGAAUAUUAUCAGGAAUCUUGAAGCUAAACUAGCAGCGGUUGAAGAAUCUGAAGCUAAACUGAGAACUACUGUAGAAGCUUUAGAAACCUGCCAAAUACAGCUUAGGGAAAAACUAGAGGAGAAGGAACAAACUAAUCUGGAUAUUAAAUCUGAACUGAAGGAUGUGUGUGAGCUGCGCGAGCUGGUGGACGGGUUGAAGAUGGAGAGGGAGAAGAUGAAGGAGGAGAAGAUGAACCUUAAACAGGAGGUGAACAGGCUCAAGGAGGUCGAGAAUAUUCUCGCACAACUCAGGAGAUCUGAAGAGGAGUUAAGAAGAAAACUUCAGAUUUUAGAAGAAGAGAGGAAGGAAAUGAAGAAAGAAGAUGAGAAGAAAAAAGAGGAAGAAAAGGAGAUUAUGACAAAGGAUGAGGAUAGAAUAAAUAUUGUGAUGAAGAAGGAGAAUAGAAAAAGAAAAGAAGGAGACGGAGAGGAAGAGAGGAUUGAAUGCUCAGAUAAGAUUAGGAACAGGAAUAUUGACGGGGAGAAACUUAGAAAGAAGAAUACGCUGCGGCUCCAGAUAAAGAGUUUAGAGAGUUUUGAAACAGAAUCUAGAACCAGUGAUCUGGAGUCUUCAGAGAGAUCUGAUCCAAUGACUGUAUCCCGUGGGAACUCUACGGAACGGGAACUAUCCGAGGAACCUUUACUCCGUUCCAGACAGGACUCAGGGCAUCAUGAGUUCCGUUCCAGCCAGGAACGAAGCGUUCCUGCUUCCCGCGACGGCGCCGGGAGUCCUGAUUUCCGUUCCGAGUUGAUACUUGAGGGCGACAGCCCUAGUUGGGGAACACUCAAAAAUACAAAUACUGAUCUGAAAAAUAAACUUAAACUUGUUCAGGCUGAGAUAUCCUUGUAUACCGCUCGUAUCUCAGACCUGGAGAAGUCGAGUGAAACCAGUUUGGUUCAGUGGAAUCUAGUUCUAGCGGAGAGGGAGUCAGAAAUAAAGAGUCUCAGGGAACAGAUAUCAGAUUUAGAGCAGAGAAUUCAACUUUGCUUUCACUGCUCUCUCAGCUAUAUAGAUAGAGCAACAGAUCGAAGCUCCUGGGACCGAGACAGCUCUCUUGUUAGAAGCUGCUCCAUUGACUGCUCGGAGGUGACGGAGAUUGAGCAGCCUGUUUUUGAAGAGACAGAUUUCAAUGAUAUAUCAAAAUCACAAGCUCUUCCCAGCCAGGUAUGUAAUGUGUGCCGAGGAAGUAUGGAAGAGAAAUUAAACUCCAUAAGUUCUCAGCUUCAAGCUCUAACCAACAUUCUAGUCGGAGACAUGAAAACUCUAGCCACAGCGCAUCCCAACCCCAAACCAAACCCUGGUCAAGGUGCAAGUAUUAAUCUUAGUAAUUUUUGCCCCGUUGAAAAUUUAACGGACGUAGAAAAUAUCCAAAUGAUAGAAUCAGCUCCUGCUUCCAAUAAUUGUGUACUGCAACCCCUACAUGGAGCAAAGCCAACCGGAAACCUGGUCACUCGAAUCCAUAUUGAAGGAGGAAAUAACGAAAUCGUGUCUCCGCGUGCCACCAUCCCUGAACCCUGUUCUUCCGCACGAUCAGGAUCCUUCGAACCUUUCCCUCAUCCCUUCUCCAGCACCGAGUUCUCUGUAUCCCAGCUCUAUACUGCUCCAGGAGCUCCAAACCAAACCUUGGAUCAGAUUGCCCAAAUCUCCCAAACCUUGGAGAAAAUCUGCCAAAUCAGAUCGUCUUCCAGUAUUUCUGAAGUAUGCUCCUCUGCCAAUGAUGACUCGGAGAACGAAUCUGAACCUGCUUCUCCAGAUAUUCCAGGAGAUAGAUUUGAACCUAAUGAACCAUGGACAAACAUAAUCAGAUUGAAUUCAGGGCUAGGCAUAACUAGUGUUUCUGUGGAAAGGGAUAAUGAUGGCAAAGUUCUAAAACUAAUCAGACAGGACGGAUUAUAUUCUCCAACAACAAUCUUCCAACGGUAUCCGUCCUCUCACACUUAUCCUUUUUCCUCUGGGGACAACCUUGAACCAUUUUCACAAAGCGAGGACGGAAGAGAGAGAAAUCACAAUAAAGGAUCACAAACCGAAAACGAAACAAAGGAUAUACUGAUCAGAAGUUUGAUACAAGGGAAGGAGAAGGACGAGAAGGAAGAGAAGGAUGAGAAGGAUGAGAAGGUGGAGACGGAGGAGAAGGUGGAGAAGAAAGAUGAGGAAGGAUUGAUGAGAAGGUUGGUUGAGGAGAAGGAGAGACUGGUUGCGGAGCUGAAGAAUGGAUUGAAGGAGAAGGAUAGAUUAGUUUCUAAUCUGCAAACCCAACUCCAGGUCUCACAAUCCAGAGCAGAGGAAUUUAAGCUAACUGUAGAGGAACAGAUGGUUGAGAUGAGAAUGUUGGGACGACAGAUCGAUGGUUUGCUCCGGGAUAAAGAAACAUACAAGAUUGUCCAGGGCAGAGAAGGUGGAGAGGAUGAGGUGGAUGGGGUAGAGAAGGUGGGAGAUGGUGGUAAACAGGAGAGAAGGUUUAUAAUCAGAGAUCUACAGUGCCAACUACAAUCUAUCAAAGAAAAAAAUACAAAGAAGGAUUCUUUAAUAAGAAAAAUGGCUGAAUUGAUCAGCUCUCAGCCGGAAUCUAGAAAACUGAUUUCAACGAUCAGGGAGUCGACAGUCAAACCUUCAGACCGCAGAAUCGACUUCGAUGUCGAAACUUUAUGCAGCUUUAUCGAGACGAGACGAACGAGUGUAUCGAAAACCCGCUAGCGAGUAUCAGCUCUACCAGCCAGUUUUUGAAGAAUUUACCCCAAUGCUUUAUUAAUUACAUUCUUUUAUAUUUAUACAUCAUUUUAAAAAAUAUGAUUUCCAAAUCCUUUGUUUUAUAAUAUGAACUAGUCCAAACCUUCUAUGCUGGCAUUAUUAUUAUUUUAUGAAUAUUUAUUAAAUAAUUUAUUCUGUUUAUUUAAUUAACUGUAUGAAUCGGUCAUAUUAUAUCUAAUAAAUUUAUUUUUAUCA
This is a messenger RNA of Eurytemora carolleeae, 3887 nucleotides long. Its product is annotated as FK506-binding protein 5. Bases 66 to 3638 code for a protein of 1190 amino acids. NCBI's taxonomy places the organism in Eukaryota, Metazoa, Arthropoda, Copepoda, Calanoida, Temoridae. The transcript has 26 exons. The record is from RefSeq and is a predicted model, not a curated record.